AUGCCUAAAAAGUCAAUUAAACCGGUAAAGAGUAAUUCUUCAGAGGGUACGAAGCGGAUCUUUUCUGUAGACGAUGAUGCCGAGGAGUUAGAACGCGAUUACCAUUAUUUAGAAGGAGUGAAAGAUGGACUGAAGCUGAAAAGAGUUGGUACUUUAUCUUCGAAGCAGGACCCCACAUUGCACAGAAUUGGUUCGCGUUUCAGUGUUAGUGAAGACAAUGAUAGGAUAAUAGUUCAUGAUGGAGACAGACAUCUGGUUUUGCAAGAGGAGCAAAGAAAAAAUGGUGAUACUUAUGAUGGCGAUGAGGAUGCAAGAGAUGGAUCGAAUAGUGGAAAUACCCAUGAUGGAAAUAAGCAUGCUAUUACCGCUGCAUCUCAUAAUAACGAACCGAAUAGCAGUAAAAAAAAGAAUAAAAAUGAUAUCGAAAAUGACUAUGACGAGAAUCCAUUGGACACUUUGAUUAUUGAUGACGACAGUGAAAGUUCUAAUAUUCAGGAUAUCGAAACAGGAAGCAUUAGCUCUGUUGAAUCGUAUACGUUACGAGAAAGACAAGAAGCGAUUAAUAAAACACAUCCGUUUGGUAUUAGGAUAUGGAAACCGGCUCUUUAUAAGAAGAAAAGAUCAGUGCAGCAAGCUGCAGAUGAGGAUAUCCAUGAAACAAAAAUCAGAAACAUUACCCUUGGUGUUCAAAUCACUAAUUUAAUAUGGUCUUUCACUGUUGGUCUGUUUUUAUUUUUGAUUUUCACAAUGGCUUCAUGUUUAGUAUUGAUCUUUGGAGGAUUCACUGGAUCUGCGAUCGAGUAUUCUUUAGUGUUUUAUCGGUUGGGACGCUAUUUACUCUGGCCAUUCGGAAAGAUUGUAUUGAUGAAAUCAGAUGCGCAAUAUCUUGUAGAAGAUCAGGACGAAGGUAUCAGUGCCCAGCAAUUCUACAAAUGGAUUACCAAUUAUAGCAAUCGGUUAUUUUUUCAUGAAUCACAAGCUAUCAAUGAUAAUAAUGCCAGCACAAAUAAUUCGAAUAACUUUUCUUCCAGCCAAAACGCCAGGGCCAACAUUAGUAAUAAUGACACAUCCACUCGCAAUAACAGCAAUAACAUAAUCACGGCAAGAAACAACAUUAAUAACCAUAGACAAGAUUCGUAUGGAUCAAUACCUAUAAUUACAGAGAGAACUGACACAAACGACGAUCAAAGUGACGAAGAAAACGGACAUUUACAUCGUCGUCUAUUUGGGCGUGGUAAAUGGACAAUUGGCAGAUUCAUUUUUUAUUUCAUGUUCCACAUUGUCGUUCAACCAGUUGUGAUGUUGCUGUCCCUAACAACUUGGUUGUUUGUAUUCACUAUUCCAAUGAGUAAUAUCUUGUGGAAUUUAAUGUAUCAUUGCAGAAAACAUCCUUUGGCUUUGAGAAUCAUUGACGUAAAAAGUGCUACGUCAGCAGUGGCAACCACUCCAAUCGAAGAUAUCAAAGGCCAAAAUGUCUUAUUAUGCACCUUCCGUUGCGCUGGGUUACACUACUAUAAAUUCACAGUGGAUGGUACUAACGUUAUGGUCAUGAACUUGAUUGCCUUGGUUAUAUUCACCAUAUUCGACUUUUAUGCAAUUAAAAAUAUCUGGCAAAUCGACACUUGGCUAACUGAUGGAUCUACUAUUUUCAUGUUGUGUUUAUUGUCUAUUAUACCUUUGGCAUUUUACAUCGGACAAGCAGUUGCUUCUAUUUCAGCUCAGAGUUCGAUGGGUGUGGCAGCUGUAAUUAAUGCGUUUUUCUCCACCAUUGUCGAGAUUUUCUUAUACUGUGUCGCACUUCAACAAGAGAAAGGUCUACUAGUGGAAGGUUCAUUGAUUGGAUCUAUUCUAGCUGCCGUUCUAUUAUUACCUGGUAUGUCCAUGUGUGGUGGCGCUUUCAAAAGAAAAACUCAGCGUUAUAACCCCGCCAGUGCCGGUGUUUCUUGCGCGAUGUUAAUUUUCUCGAUGGUAGUUAUGUUUAUUCCAUCAGUGUUGUAUGAAAUAUAUGGUGAGUGGGAUUUACUUUGCAAUGAAAAUGGAGAGAAAUGUCAUUUUGUACAGCCUCAAUUAAAGUUUGACAAAAUGUACUCUGCUAUCCUUAGACCCAUUGUACUAUUCUGUACGGUUGCAUUGUUCCUUCAAUAUAUUAUCGGUAUGUGGUUCACAUUAAGAACGCACGCUAAACUGAUUUGGGAAUUACCGAUUGCUGAAACGAAAGAUGUGAACAAUGAUCAAAGUCAGCUGACUACUAGCAUGUCUAUGAGCCAAAAUUCCUUUGCUCCAUUAAAUAAAACCAAUUCCAAUAUUCUUGGUGUCACAAGUAGCACAUCUGGAGCAAAUAAUGCAGCGAAAGCGACCAAUAAUUGUGAUCAAAGUAGUGGCCACGACGCACCAAAUUGGUCUAAAACGAAAUCAACAUGUAUUCUAUUAGGCGCAACUUUCUUGUAUGCCAUUAUUGCAGAAAUAUUAGUAGAUUGCGUGGAUCAGGUCCUCGAACAAUAUCCAGCUGUGAAUCCAAAAUUUUUGGGAUUGACCAUUUUUGCUCUUGUUCCUAAUACCACAGAAUUUUUAAAUGCUAUUUCUUUCGCAGUCAAUGGUAAUGUUGCACUUUCAAUGGAAAUCGGUAGUGCUUAUGCAUUGCAAGUAUGCUUGUUACAAAUUCCAGCCUUAGUCAUAUUCUCUAUGCUAUACGUUUGGGGUAAAGAUUUGACUCAAAUUAGCAUUAGAGAUAGAAUGUUCCCGAUGGUGUUUCCCAGAUGGGAUUUACUUGCAUCAGUAGUGUCAGUGUUUCUAUUCACUUACUUAUAUGCAGAGGGGAAAUCGAAUUAUUUCAAAGGAAGCAUUUUAAUAUUAUUAUACCUGGUUGUCAUUUUCGGGUUCUAUUUGCAAGAAAUAAUAGAUGAUGAUUUCUGGGAUAUAUCUCUUUUCGUUAGAUUCAUAAACUAA
Molecule: messenger RNA, 2946 nt
Organism: Kluyveromyces lactis
Lineage: Eukaryota; Fungi; Ascomycota; Saccharomycetes; Saccharomycetales; Saccharomycetaceae
Gene: VNX1
Product: calcium/hydrogen antiporter
Exons: 1
Coding region: 1-2946 (981 amino acids)
Biological process (GO): intracellular calcium ion homeostasis; calcium ion transmembrane transport
Cellular component (GO): endomembrane system; membrane
Molecular function (GO): calcium:proton antiporter activity
Source: RefSeq, a predicted model, not a curated record